CAUAAUACAAACGUAUAUUAUUUGAUGCAUUGUUUUCAUUAUAAUUAUAUUUAUUUUUUGAUAAUAAGUUUAAACGUGGUGAGCAUUUUCUUUACAAAACUGUUGUUGAAUUUAAAAAAAAUUGAAUUGCACAACUCUGAUUAUUAAGGCACUUAACAUAACCUUUAUGCCUGUAGUGAACUGUUAAAUUUAUGAUAAGUAUAUAAAGUUAAAUGAAUUACAGUUUUUAUUAAGAAAAUGUUAUAAUACUAAACGAUUCUUUCUUAAUGUGUCAUUGCUAUGGAUGAUGACUGUAAAGAUUAUAAAAAAGUGAAACGUCAACAAAAACUUUAUAAACCAGGUAGUGGACCUCUAAGACGAUCUAGGUAUGGUUUGGAUGCUAAAAUGGAUUCCUAUGAUUUAGAUAAUAGUCCGAAAGGACGAGAUGCUCAUUACGGAUCUCAGCACUCAGUAAAUGGUGAAGAUGUCAAUGUCACAUGUAGGGAAGCAGCAAACACUCGUCAUAGAAAACCUGAACAACAGCUUUACGUACCAAGGACGGGAGAUUCGUACUCAGAUAUUGACAAGCAAUCUAAAGCAUCUAUAAAAUGUGAUAAUACUAGUCAAUAUAAUAAGAGACGAUCAUCAGGAAAACAAGAUAAUCAUACUUCUAUUGGUGAUACAGGGCCUUAUUCUAAAGAUUCUUCUCAAAGAGAUUGUCAGUAUAGAGAUAAUGAUGUUAAUUAUAAUAGGCAUUACAGGCAAGGCUCAGAAGCUAGAUCGGUAUCACCAAGUCAAAGUUUAUACGACCAAAAAUCAUUAGACAGAAAUAGAGACAGUAGAAGUAUGGAGACAUGGGCAGGACGCCAUAAAUCUAGGUCUGGUGGCAAACCUCCAUCUGGAAGAAGAAAUUCAGCUGGUUUUCCCUCUGACUCUCGACCUAAGCACAUCAACUUAGACAAUAUACCACCUCGUUUUAGGAAAAAAUAUUUAGAACAAUCAGGACAUCAAAGUUUUGAUAGUGUAGAUCAAUUGAAUAAAGAUCGUUACAGCAAUAAUGAUAUGACACAGUCAUCUUACAAUUCUGGCCCAUUUUAUAGCUCUAGUAAUACAAACUGGUCUCAGACCUUACCUUCCCGAGGAAGAGGCCGUUUAAGAGAAAAUGAAAACUUUGAUAGGGAGAAAUUUAUUAAUUCAUAUUUAAAAAAUUAUGAAGUACAGAACUCCAGAAGAUCUACACCAAGUAAUUCAUACAUGAAUUUGUAUGAACCAAAUGCACUGGAAAAAAGUGGUUAUGACAAAUCAGAUUCACUAAGCAGUGAUUAUGAAAAUAAAAAAAAUGAUAGAGGUUCAAAAAAUGGUAUAAGUAGAAAUGAGACAAGAUUUAAUCAUACAGAACAAGAUAGUAGAGAGGUAGAUAGUAGUGAAAACCAUAAUGAUAGUGAAUCUAUUUCCCAAAUAUCUACAAAUCUAUCAGAAAUGACUAAUUUGGAUUGGACAGAAGAAGUGGAAAAGAAUAUUAAACUUGACGACUUGUGUGACCCUUCUGCUUCAUUUUCCCAAAGUACAAAACCUUCCAAUAUUCAAGAAAACAAAACUAUUGAGCAACGUGACUCAAGAAGAAACGGAAGAUCUCGUCGUAGAGACAAAAGGAGCUCUAGUCGAGGGAAUCGCAAUCCUGAAAAGAAAGAAAGAAAUAGAAAGGACAGCAAUGUUAGCAUACAGUAUGAGCCAGAGAGAAAUAGGAAGGACAGUAAUGUUAGUAUACACCAUGAGGCGAUAUCAUAUGGGCUAAAACAACGAGAAAGAGAAAGACGUGACAGUCACCGAAGUAAUCGUUCAUCUACCAUUGGGAACAGUAGAGAUGACUUAGAUCGAUGGAGGUCGCUGCGAUCUUACAGCAGGGAACAGAGCUCCGAAAGAAUGAUAGUGUCACAAUGCAACAGCAGAGACACAUCAACUCAUAGAGCUGCAAGUCCUAAAGAAAUUGAUGGGUUUAGGGUUCCAUCCUCAGCCAGUAAAUCUGGUACCUGGGUUUUAGCAAAUCAGAAAAAAAAUAACUCGUCAUGGAAUGGCGGGCGUGGGGCCAGUACGGAAAGAAAACACUCACCAACGCCAAGUGCGGUGAGCGAGGCGGGCGAGGGCGCAGGCGGCGGGGCGGGAGGCGGCGCGGGCGGCGGGCGGCGUUCGCGCAAGCGCACGGGCCGGCGCCGGCGCAACGCGGAGAACGUGCAGCCGCCCGCGCCGCACCCGCCCGGCGCGCAACCCGCGCCCACCAACGUCAACUGGCGAGAGGAGAUCAUCGAGUCCAAAAAGCACCACCCAGGCGAUAGACAAUCUGAAAGUACUAACCAGAGAAACAGAUUAAAUAGUGUUCUUUCGGAAAAAUCUACGUCAGAAUCGACUUCUCAUCCCGGCUUGAUCAUCUUACCACAAAGUUCUAUUACUCAUAUGCAAAAAGAUCAAGGACGUGGUUCUUCAGAAACUCAAAAAACUUUAUUCGACCAUCAUAACCCAUCUAAACCAAUAAUAGUACAAACAAGUCCGACGAAACACGACGUUCGACUAGAACGUGAAGGCUCAUCCUCGCUGUUGGGCACAGGUGCGCGCGAGGCGGGCGCGCGCGGCUACGAGGCGGGCGACGCGCUGCGCGGCGCGCGCCACGUGGCGCUGCUGCAGAAGGUGGACCGCGCCGACGCCGUGCUCAAGAUGCACACGCUGCGGGGCCCGCUCGCGCUGUGCCGCGACUGGCCCGACGUGGCCGAGACCAGGAAGUUUCUACAAGGUGCUCUGGAAAGGUUGUUGACAUCCGAUUUAAAAUAUUGUCAAGCUGAUAAUAUUGAACACCAGUUUUGGAAAAUUCUAUACUAUAACUUUAUAGAAAAUUUAAGGAAAAGUAUUUCUACAAUAACUCCCGAAGAGAAGCCCGAAGUAGUGAAAUUGAUAAAUACUAUUAUCGAGGAGGGAAACGUUUUCUUCGAGAAUCUAGUACAAACUUUGGAGAAGACUUAUAAAUUCAAUACCGAAGAUUACAUAAACGACAAUCACGUUUUGCCGCCUAAAGGUCUCGGCUACGUCGGCUUAGCUUUAAUUUCAGUUCAAAAGCUAUAUGUAUUUCUUGGUGACUUAGCUAGAUAUAAAGAGCAAGUGAAUGAAACGAAUAAUUACGCGAAAAGUAAAUUUUGGUACACCAAAGCACAGCUAAUAAAUCCGAAAAAUGGUAGACCAUACAAUCAGUUAGCUAUUUUAGCAAUAUAUGCCAGGAGAAAACUUGAUGCAGUGUAUUAUUAUAUGCGAAGUUUAAUGUCCUCGAAUCCAUUUCAAUCAGCUCGUGAAAGUCUAUUGUCGUUGUUCGAAGAAAAUAGAAAAAAGUACGAGGCGGCGGAGCGCAAGCGGCAGGCGGCCGUGGAGUCGUCGAAGGGCGAGAGCGCAUGCGCGGGGCUGCGGCGCGAGGUGUGGGUGCGCGCGGGCGGCCAGCGCACCACCACGCUGCGCCCCGCCGACGACGCGCUCGCCUCCAUGACGCCGGUCGAGUUAAAUAAAAAUUUCAUCACAAGUUAUUUACAUGUUCACGGGAAACUGAUAACAAAAAUUGACAUGGAGUCGUUCCACGCGAGCGCGGCGCAGAUGCUGCGGCAGUUCCGCGCGCUGCUGCACCGCCAGCCGCUGCCCACGCCCGCCGCGCGCCUGCUGCAGCUCACUGCGCUUAACAUGUUCGCCGUCGAGACCACCGCCGCCUCACUUAAAGGAAAAGAAAAUGGCGGCGAAAGAACAGCGUGGCUUGAAUGCGCUUUGGGGGUGUCGCUACUUAUGUUCGGCGCGCUGCUGGAGCGCUGCUGCGCGUUGUUACCGGAACCAGCGCACACGCAGCAACAUGCGGAUGCACUAUUAUUAUUACCUGCUAUAAAGGUGUGGUCAGAUUGGAUGUUAUGUCACAGUAGCAUAUGGAAUCCGCCACCAUCUUUGGAUAGUUUCGAAAUAGAAAACGACAGUGAUCCUUGGGAUUGGCUCGCGAAGCUAAUGAAUAUACUCGAAGAUCUCGACGACAAAUCGAUUGAAUUCGAAAGCGAAAUGAAAGAAGGGCUGGUGUGCGUGCGGCUGCCGGAGGACGCGUCGCUGGCGGGCUUCACGCCGCUCAUGUACAUGGAGCCGGCGGCCGCGUGGCUGCGGCCCGCGCCCGCCGCCGCGCCGCACAGCGCCGAGCACGCGCUGCGCACCAGGAAGCUGCUGUUCUUCGGCACCGAGUACCUCGUGGGCGUGGAGCCGCCCGUGCUGAAGCUGGAGUACCCGGCGGGCGCGCAGCCGCGGUACGUGAGCGCGGUGCAGCACGCGAAGGUCAACUACGCGCCCUUGCAGCAGCUGACGGAAGAUUCAGGAGACGAUGACAGUGCCAAUGGUAUAACCAGUGGCCCGGCCAGUCUCAGCGAGGAACUGCCGGAAGGUGCAGACGAAACUACACGAAAAUUACUCAGGAGGAAAGAGCAACUCGAAUCUCGAAAAGCCACGCUCGAACAACGCCGACAACGAAUGCAGGAAAUGCUCAGCAGCAGCUGGGUGAGCGUUGAAGUGGAGGUGCGUCCGCGCUGGCUGGUGCCCGACACCAACUGCUUUAUCGACCACCUGCCGCUGCUGCAGGCCGUGGCGGCCGCGCCCGGGCAGCCCUACCAGCUCGCCGUGCCGCUCGUCGUGGUGUCGGAGCUGGAGGGGUUGCGGCGCUGCGCCCGUGUGGGCGGCGCCGCGCGAGACGCGCUGGCGUGGCUGACGGCGGGCGGCGGCGGCGUGCGCCUGGCCACGGCGCGCGGCUCGCUGCUGGCGGCGCGCGGCGUGGCCUUCGCCGCCGAGCACGACCAGGCGCGUGGCACCAACGACGACCGCGUGCUCGCCACCGCGCUCAACCUGCACGCCAACCUCACCGCCGCCCCCGCGCUCGCCGCCGCUGCUGCCGUCUCCGCCGACCCGCCCGCUAACGCCGUCGCCAAUGCCGUCGCCAACUCCGCCACCAACUCCGCCACCAACUCCGCCACCAACUCCGCCACCAACUCCGCCAUCAACUCUGCCACCAACUCUGCCGCCAACGAGGGCGUGGCGGGGCACGUGCGCGAGGUGGUGCUGCUGACGGACGACCGCAACCUGCGCGUGAAGGCGUUGGCGGCCGAGCUUCCGGCGCGCGACUUGCCCUCCUUCGUCCACUGGGCGGGCCUGCAUCCCGAUCGACUUGUUAACACAAAUACUGAAACUGCUACCCCGAGUCCAGACGUUUGACUUUGUAGUUGCCAUCCGAAUACAACGCCUGUGUUUAGUUGAGAUCCCUCAUGAUUUAUUGUGUUUGACGCGAAUUUGUUACGUCACGUAAGUUAGAUUUAGAAACGAAAUGAAUUUUUCGUCGCCAACAAUCGUGUUCUGCAAUCUAAAAGGCGACGCUUUAAAUGUAUCACUUUAGUAUAGGAAUUGAAUAGUAUAAGUAAAAAAUACACCAAUAGAGAGAUAUAAUAAUAAUAAAUUUUGUUAAGAGCUUUAGGAUUCCACCUCCGUGUUCCUGGGCCACAUUUUCAUUGUUAAUUAUAUUUUUGUCUCUUAUUUUUUUAUUUUAAGCUAUUGAUUAAUUCUAGUACAUCAAUAAAUUGGUGUUGCUGAGCUAUUUUUAUUUACUUUUUGUAAUAUAUUAAGUGUAUUUUUAAUAUUUUUAACGUAGUGAUUUCAAUAAAUAAAUUGUAAUUCUUUAAAAUCAAAUGAAAUUGUUUUUCGUCGUUCCCGUCUUUAGUUACUGCUAUUAUACCUUGUUAACAUUAGUAAGAGUUUUAGCUAAACUAAUUCCUCCGCUUACUUGUUGCUCGCUGUUUUAAUAAUAUAAGGCACGUUAAUCUAUCAUAGCCUGUCAUGUUACGAUGAACUUAAUAAUUCAUUUUAUAUAAUUUUAUUCCGAUCUUAUAUGCGUAUUGUGCCAUUUAAAAAUAUGUUUCGCUCAGCAAUUUUUAUUUUUUCUAUAAAUCCAUAUUUAUUUUUAAAAACAUUAAAACGACUGCAGAGUAGAUGAAUUUUAGUAAUAAGAAAUAAACACUGAACAAAGAUAGUCCAUCAUGACUUUAUAUCGCACUAUAAAUAUACAUAUACAAACAUAUACUUUUGUUAAAUGUUUAAAAUAUACACACUUUUACUAUCUGUAAUGAAAUCAUUUUAUUGUAACGUAUUCCAAUGAGAAAUUUAUUAUUAUAUAGUAUAUUCUUCUAUUCGUUUGUUUUGCAUGACGCAGAACAUGUUUUGAUGGUACACUCAACAUAGGGUUUUAUUUUACUAGAUAAUAUGUAAAGUGUUUAUAAUGAAAUGCAGAAUAUAAUGAUUGACUACUAUAUAGAUAAAGAGUAUUAUUGUAACGAAUUCUUUUUCAUUUUUGAAUAAAAUUUGAUGCUGUUA
Vanessa atalanta (red admiral) is the source of this 6390-nucleotide messenger RNA. RefSeq lists its product as uncharacterized. Bases 280 to 5241 code for a protein of 1653 amino acids. Gene Ontology annotation, biological process: nuclear-transcribed mRNA catabolic process, nonsense-mediated decay. Gene Ontology annotation, cellular component: telomerase holoenzyme complex. The record is from RefSeq and is a predicted model, not a curated record. Lineage: Eukaryota; Metazoa; Arthropoda; Insecta; Lepidoptera; Nymphalidae. Gene Ontology annotation, molecular function: telomerase RNA binding; protein binding; telomeric repeat DNA binding. The transcript is spliced from 24 exons.